UGAUUACUACGACUCCCAGAAUGCAAUGUGCGGGUGCGCCUGCGUACAACGCUCAGCAAGUUCCUUUUCUCCGCCCCCUUUCAUGACUUCAUCAGGAGGCGGAGUUUAGUGUCUCCAUUUUUUUCCAGCUGCUUUUGCCCUAGGUAUGGCGACUCCUCGCCCUCUGACUCCAGAGGCACCCUUUGAACCAUCUCAGCCCCCAGUCAUUGAGGGUUUUAGCCCCAGUGUCUAUGGCAAUCCGGAAAGCUUCAAGGAAAAGUUCCUUCGCAAAACUCGCGAGAACCCAAUGGUACCCUUAGGCUGCCUGGGCACGGCCGCCGCCCUUACCUACGGCCUCUACUGCUUCCACCGGGGUCAGAGCCACCGCUCCCAGCUCAUGAUGCGCACCCGGAUCGCCGCCCAGGGCUUCACCGUUGCAGCCAUCUUGAUGGGUCUGGCAGUGUCCGCUCUGAAGUCUAAACCCUGAGCCCGAGGCCGGGCCUUGAAGGCUCCGCGGAGAUCGUCCCCAGUCCCAGGAGCAACCACCGGUCCUGCCAACGGACUUAUUCCCGCCUCUCCCCUGACAAGCCCCUGUGUCAGUGGGGGAAGAAGUGGCCAACUGAGUAACAGAUUUUUUUCUGGAAUCUCUGGUUCGGUUCCCUUUGGGUGUUGCAUACUUCUGUUUCCGCCACACUUUCUCCACUCCCUACAUAAUAAACUCUAAUCCACUUAUA
This is a messenger RNA of Miniopterus natalensis, 713 nucleotides long. It is a transcript of the gene HIGD2A, whose product is annotated as HIG1 hypoxia inducible domain family member 2A. Gene Ontology annotation, biological process: mitochondrial respirasome assembly. Lineage: Eukaryota; Metazoa; Chordata; Mammalia; Chiroptera; Miniopteridae. Gene Ontology annotation, cellular component: mitochondrion. The record is from RefSeq and is a predicted model, not a curated record.